Molecule: messenger RNA, 2172 nt
Organism: Phlebotomus papatasi
Lineage: Eukaryota; Metazoa; Arthropoda; Insecta; Diptera; Psychodidae
Gene: dgt6
Product: augmin complex subunit dgt6
Exons: 4
Coding region: 118-1980 (620 amino acids)
Biological process (GO): spindle assembly
Cellular component (GO): HAUS complex; mitotic spindle microtubule
Molecular function (GO): microtubule binding
Source: RefSeq, a predicted model, not a curated record
AUGUUUUGUAAGAAAUUCAGUUUGGAUAAAUCACCGGUGCUUUGUGAUUUUGUUAACAAACGCGCUUUACAGCACGAAUUCAUUAAAUUAAAUUGGAAUUAAAUAUCUAUAAUCACCAUGGCUGAAGGUGGUAGGUCCGUUAAGAAUUUACGCCUCGAGGAAGAACAAAGGCUAUCCAAUGCAGUCUUCUUCGGUUUGUAUGCUCUGACUCAAGCUCACAAGCCAACAGCAGAAUUCCAGAAAGUCUUCCAGAAGGAUUUAUUUCUCAAGCCAAAUGCAGGAGCUCUACCUCAUGUAAUGCACUAUUUGCUAACAAUUUACGAUGCUGAAGAGUUCCGGAAGAGAUUCCACUGGCCAAUUUACAAUGACAGAGAUGCUGAAAAGUCAUUUAGAAGCAAUUGCCUGAAGUACCUCAUGGAACUCAAUGAUAGAUUUCAACUGAAACUGGAGGAUCUUUCCACUUACAUGAUGCUCUUUCCGGGUGGCUUGAAAUUCCUCAAGGUCAUGGAAAAACUCAUGAUAUUCGUUAUCACCGAGGAUAUGAAGAAGAAGAAUCAGCUGGAUAUUCUUGAGUCAAUGACAAUUGCCAAGAGCAACAGAAUUAUUCAGAAGUUGACAGAGGAAAGGGAGGCAAUUGAUAAAAUUGCAGAUGAUACUCUUGAGUACUAUGCUGCAGAACAGCAAAAAAUAGAUGAUACUGUGAAAGAAUAUCAAGGGAAAAUUGCAGCACUGGCUGCGGAAAAUAAUGUGAGUGUUGAGCAGAUGUUGAGUGAGGAAUAUCAAUGUGCUCAAGAGGAAAAAAUAGCAGGGAAAUUGGAGAAAAUAAAUAGGCAGGUUGAUGUAGUAAGGGAGUACAAUUGUUCGGUGGACGAUUUGAAGAUGAAAAUGGAAUGUGUGGAAAAGCCAAUAAUUUCUGAUGAACUUAUUGCUAGAACUCAAAAAGCCACAGAAAAAAUCUUCCAGAACUUCCCUGAAAUGGAGGAAAAAAUGGGAAAUAAAACUUUGGUUACAGAUAACAAGGUCAAUGUUAAUUUUGUCCUGAAGCUAACAAGUGCUAUUCUUCCUCGUCUCACAAGUAUCCUUGAUGAAGAAUAUGCACGUAGAGAGCCAACAGCUUCAGAAGAUGUAAAGAUAAUUAAUGGUAUUGCCCAGGAAAUUGAUGAGAUGGCAAAGAAGCUAGACGAGCUAAAACCAUUUAAAAGGCCAAGUAGAGAAGAUUACGCAGCUGCAGCUGCAAAGGCCGAAUAUAAAGUUGAAACUACGCCAAUAUAUAAGUACAAUGCUCACAGAACCGUAGAUAUGUCCUCAACGAAAUAUCUAAUGUUUCAGGAUGAUGAAGAUGAGCAAGUGUCGCAGAUGCAGCUGAAUCAAUUGCAACAGCAACUAAAUCAUUCUGCAAAAUCAACAAAAUCUGUCUCUUCUGUGUGUUCCUUUAAAGACACAACAGCCAAAAAGCCCAUUGCGCAAUGUGAUGCUCUGAGCAUCCUUAAAUUUUCAAAUAGAAAGCGCUUAAAGCCAAAGAAGGCCAAUCUUCAUCAAUUGAAUUAUCUUUCGGGAACAUGGAGAAAUGAAGAUUUACUAAAUGCCUCUACUGUCAGUCUAAAUCCAGGUAACUCGUCUCAUUUGUCAAAGAUGAGCAUUGAUGGGAAUUUGCCUCUAGGAAGUUCAUCAAUGAUUGCCAGUGAGAGAGAAAUGGACGAUUCUACGUUCAAGUAUACCUAUAAUCCCACUCCCACAUCAAAUCAUGUCGAUUUGCAAACAUCUCCAUCAGGGCGCCUCACGAUGCCAUCUGAAAAUAUCUCAGCUGGAAUUAAGCUUAUAGUAGAAGAGGAUAUUCCGGAAGAAGACAACUCUCAAGUCGACUACAGCUCACGGAGGGAGAGUGAUUCAUUUAGGGACUUCUAUGCAAAAGUUGCUGCAGCUGAAAAGGAAGAGUCUCUCUUCAAUGUCAGUGAUAGCGUUCUCAAAGAUGUAGAAUAGAGGAUCAUCAUCGGCAUUACUUAACUCUUUUACGACGAGUGAGUCACCGGUGAUAGUUAAAUUUCGUUUUAUGAGCACCGAAUGCACUCGUCCUUAAACGACUUCCUGUUUUCUUAUGUAAAAUCUGAAUUAUAAUAAAUCAAAAUCAUUAUACGAUUUUGUGAUCAUUAAAAAUAUAUAAUUAAUACAAAA